Messenger RNA from Diospyros lotus (date-plum), 2908 nucleotides. RefSeq lists its product as uncharacterized. Lineage: Eukaryota; Viridiplantae; Streptophyta; Magnoliopsida; Ericales; Ebenaceae. The transcript is spliced from 2 exons. The coding region runs from base 541 to 2352 and encodes 603 amino acids. The record is from RefSeq and is a predicted model, not a curated record.
CAACUUUUAAACUACUCAAUCGAAACUAGCCAGAGCAAGGUCAAGAGGUUAUAAAAACCAAAUACCAAAGGUGGAGGGCCAAGUGUAUGUCAUGUGAGUUAAUUUUUUUUUUAUUUUUUUUGUUAUUUUUAACUUAAAUAAAAAUCAAGAAAAGUAGAUCAGUACGAAAAAAUCCUAAAUCCAAACUGGUGAUCAAAAUUCCAUUACUUAAGGUAUAGAUUGAAAUGAAUUAAAAUGGACUAAAUGUUUUCUUUUAUAUUUUUUAUUAAUUAAGAUAAUUAUUAUUAUUUUACAAUGAAAAUAGGUUGGCUUUUCUUUUUUUGGGCUAGAUUAAAAUGGGUUGGCUUGUAAAGUUUAGUUUGGAGAUACCAGAACAUUGAAGUGGUGACCAGGGAAAGAUAUUGGGCCAGGCAUAAUGCUGGGCCUUCGCACAUUAUUAAGCCUAGUAUGCGUGGAACCCACUACUAUUUGAACUUUGAGGACCUAAUGGUUUCCCUCCCAAUGUGAAGGGAGACGACUAACGACCAAGUGUUUGUGAAAAUGCCCCAGCGAAAUCACAGCAGGGAACAGCCCUACAGCGACACUAAUCUGCGAAGAUCUCCGAGAUUUUUUUCAAAUAGUCGUCCAACACCAGAAGAUCCGAAAACGCCAGGCACCAAAUCGAGGAUUAACAGUGUCCUUUCGGAUUCUCGAACCCUCGGCCCGGCGCGUAACUGUUCUCUUAAGAACACCCAGAGGCGGUGUCCGGAAAAAGUUCCAAAGAAGGGCGAAGAUUCGAAAUAUGGGUCGAAGACGUUUGAGAAAUUAGAGACUGGGUCGGAAAGUUCGGCAAGAUUGAUUCCUGGUGUUUGUCUCCAACGAUCUCCGAGGUUUUCUGGUAAGGCUAAUUCACUUGAUAAAUUUGUUGGAGAGAAAAGUUCCAAUCAGUCAGAUCGAGAGGGUUUAUUAAAUUUCAAUGACGCUGAAGUGCGUACUGAUCCAGAUAAAGGAGUUGUGGCUAUAACUGAGAAGAGGGUGACGCGUAGUUCUGGUAGGGCAAAUGGUGAUGAAUGUGUCGAGAAGGCUAAAAAUAAUAAGGGUAGCAGGUUUAUCAAGAAAGCUUCAGUUAAUGUUUCUGACAAGGAGAAUUUACCAGAUGUUGAAAGAAUUAAAGUAUGCUGCGCUGGUAAUUCAGGUAAACACCUCGGGGUUAAAUUGGAGAGGAGGGUGACACGAAGUUAUGGGGCUAACAUUGACAAAUCUAAUGAGUUUAUUAAGAGUGAUUUCAGGGAAGCUUCUGGUGAAAAGGAUAUAUUAGUUGAGGAAAGAGCUAAAGUCUGCCCAAGUUCAGGUAAAAAGUUCGGGGGUAAAUUGGAAAAGAGGUUGAAGCAUACUGAUCGGGCAUCCUCAUUGGUUGUAGAUGGAGUAAAGGAGAAGAAGGGAGAUAUUGAUAAAGGUAUUGAGGUAAUUGGAGUUAAGAGGAAGAGAAGUCAAGUUCAGGCAGGGCAAGAAAUUGGUCAAGGUUGGACUAAAGAUCAGGAAUUGGCUCUGCAGAGAGCUUAUUUUGCUGUGAAGCCAACACCCCAUUUCUGGAAGAAGGUUGCUAAGCUGGUGCCGGGAAAGUCUGCACAGGAUUGUUUUGAUAAAUUACAUGCUGACCACCUGACACCACCUCAACCACAAAAUCGUUCGAGUUCAAGGACAACAAGAACAAACUCCGCAUCUUUCUCCUUUUCCACAAGUACAUUGAUCAAACCUGCAGAGCCAAAGACCAGGAAGCCAACUAGCCGUAAGCCCAAGAGUCAUAUUUUGCAGAAGACUGUUAGACAAUUACUAGAAAAGCAUUAUGAUGUGGACCAAGAUCAUGAAGCUGAUUUAUUUUCAGUUCUUGAAUCUACUUCUGACCCAACUGCUCAACCUUUAGAGCCGGGUGUAUUAAUCUCCACACCAGUGCGCGAAGAAGAAAAACCUGGAUGCUCAAAAAUCUGGACUCAGAAAUCUCUGUCAGCCCAUAAGAAGCCAGUUUCACGACUCUGUAGCUCAGGUGGAGCAACUCUUGUGAGCCCCCCAGUUCUGAAGCUUAUAAAAAACAGGGCCUUACAUGAGAAAUACAUUGAUCAGUUACAUUGCAGAGAAGCUAAGAGAAGGGCAGCAUCUGCUCGGGCAGGCAAACUCACUCCAGGUGGAAAAGAGAAUAGAAAGGCAAGUUAUGUCCAGAAAACAGAUGCUAUUAGAGCUGCAAAAAAUGCUCUGGUUUUUGAAGCAAGGGAUGCUAUGCAUCAAUUCCGACAUUUGGAGGCUAUUGCCACCAGCAAAUAUUCCAACUCCGAUGAUGAUUCUAUUGAGAGGGAAGAUUAUGAAGAUGAAAGAUGAACCCUAACAACUAAUUUCUUCUUAGGUUCAAUUUGUAUCGGCAUGUAUUGAGAUUCUGGUCAGACAUAGAGGCUCCAUUUCUAACUUGUCAUCUCUGAGCUAUGCAGUCCAGCAGCAAUUGUCCCUUCGAAAUGCUGUUUAAGAGAAUAUGGCAACUUCUGCCUAGCAGUCUGUUUCAUGGUUUCAUUGACAGGUAUAAGAGAGGUUCUUUUGUGCCUUUACUAACUGUUUACCAUCUUUUGUAGUACAUAUUGAUUGUUUGCAAUCAUGUGAAUUUGUAGGUCACCAAGUUAUUGUACAAAUUUAGCUCCAGUAUUUGAGUUUGAAACACUUUCUUUUUACAGAAUGAAAAAGCAGAAAAUGGUAAAGCAAUUGCCAUAGUAACAGAUUGGUUUACGCGGAUAAUGUUUGGUGUGCCACAUUCAUUGAUCUUUUGAUCCAUUGAGUACUAAAUUCUUGGCUCUUAGAGAAUGAAAGACUUAAAGGACAAUCAUGGAGAGUGAAACAUUUAAUUAAGGACAAUAUAAGGAAGAGGAAAAAAGGACAUUCUUUUCAU